This is a messenger RNA of Saccharomycodes ludwigii, 741 nucleotides long. RefSeq names its product guanine nucleotide exchange factor SDO1 (gene SDO1). Gene Ontology annotation, biological process: cytosolic ribosome assembly; ribosome biogenesis. The transcript has a single exon. The record is from RefSeq and is a predicted model, not a curated record. Lineage: Eukaryota; Fungi; Ascomycota; Saccharomycetes; Saccharomycodales; Saccharomycodaceae. The coding region runs from base 1 to 741 and encodes 246 amino acids.
AUGGGCUUAAUAAAUCAACCUAUGGGUCAAAUUAAAUUGACCAAUGUUUCGUUAGUUCGUCUUAAAAGACACAAAAAAAGAUUUGAAUUAGCAUGCUACCAAAAUAAAGUCCAAGAUUAUAGAAAGGGUGUAGAAAAAGAUAUAGAUGAAGUUUUACAAAUACAUCAAAUUUUUACAAAUGUAUCAAAGGGAUUAGUUGCACCAUUAGAAGAUUUACAACAAUGCUUUGAAACUACUGAUCAAACUACUAUAAUUAAAUUUAUUUUAGAAAAGGGUGAAUUGCAACUAAGUGAUAAAGAAAGACAAUUAAAAUUACAGCAAAUUAAUAAUGAAAUGUUAAAUAUUAUUAGUAUGAAAUGCAUUAACCCUAGGAGUAAAAAAAGAUACCCUCCAACGAUGAUUCAUAAAGCCUUACAAGAAUUGAAAUUUAAUAUUGUGAUAACCAAACCUGCUAAACUACAAGCUUUAGAAGCUAUUAAGUUGUUAAUUAGUAAACAAAUUAUCCCCAUAGUUCGAGCCAAAAUGAAAGUCAAAGUUAUUGUGGAGAAUGUUACUGAUGAUAAAUUGAUUGACAGAUUGGAAACUUUGUUUUUAAGUAAAAAGAAGAUAGAACAAGAGAAUAUUAAAUGGGGAUGUGAAGGUUUAAUUGAUCCUGUUAGUUAUAGGGAAAUUGUUGGCUCAUUAAAUAACGGUCAAGUGGGCAAUAUACAAGUUUUAGAUAUGGCAGUAGUAGAUGAAUGA